AUGGAGAUAGUGACAGUCGUGCUCAUUGCAGUUGUCAUAAUAUUCUUGAUUUCGCUGUUCUCUAACUCCUCGAGUGCUCCGAUACGGCCUGCAUCUAGCAUUCGCACGGCACCACCUGGGCGUCCAUAUACUGGACGGAGGCAUCCCGUAGAUGAGAAUCAACUCAACGUUUUGGCAUCUAUGUUUGAAGGACAGCUACCAAGGGAAGCCAUAUCUGAAGACUUAUCACGGACUGGUAGUGCAGACGUAACUAUUGAAAAUAUACUAGCUGGUCGAGUUGAAGCGCCAACACCUGCUGCUGCUUCAUCUGCCAAUGUAAGAGCACCUGUUGGUGGAUCUAGCGUGCGGAUUGCUGAUUUGGUUAAAGAGCCUCCACCGACGACACCAGUGAAGGCUGAAUGGAGUUCGACGCCCAAAGAUCGAGAAAGUAACCUGAGGAGUAGAAAGGCACAAAUGCUGUAUGAAGCUCGGCAGUGA
This is a messenger RNA of Synchytrium microbalum, 477 nucleotides long. RefSeq lists its product as uncharacterized. The coding region runs from base 1 to 477 and encodes 158 amino acids. Gene Ontology annotation, molecular function: ubiquitin binding. The record is from RefSeq and is a predicted model, not a curated record. The transcript has 3 exons. Lineage: Eukaryota; Fungi; Chytridiomycota; Chytridiomycetes; Synchytriales; Synchytriaceae.